AGCGCAGCCGCACGCGCGCAGACACUAGCUGUACGGCGGAAAACGGGCCCAGGUGUGUACAUGUACACACGGACAAGUGGUCAUCUUUGCAACUUAAUUAAGGAGUAAAUAUCCGAAAAUGGAGUGGGAGUUAUGGAUUUAAAGCGAAGAGGACUUGAAAUGGGCGGUCUGCUGGCGGUGUUGCUGCUUUGGAGCUGCCUGCUGUCGGCGGUUGACGGCUCACCUUUUCUCCUCUUUGCCAACCGGCGCGAUGUACGAUUGGUAGAUGCAGAGGGCGUGCGGGGUGAGUCGGCCAUUGUUGUUAGUGACCUAGAGGAUGCUGCAGCGGUGGACUUCCUGUACACUGAGGGCCUGAUAUUCUGGACAGAUGUCAGUGAGGAGGCAAUCAAACAGACGCACUGGAAUAAGUCAUCCAACUCCCUUAAAGAGGCACUGGGAACUGGCCAGACUGUGGUAGUAUCCGGACUGGACAGUCCUGAUGGGCUGGCCUGUGACUGGUUGGGGAAAAAGCUGUACUGGACAGACUCUGAGACAAAUCGGAUAGAAGUGGCCAACCUGGAUGGCACCUCCAGGAAGGUUCUGUUUUGGAUGGACUUGGACCAGCCCAGGGCUAUCGCACUCAACCCUGCUCAACGCUACAUGUACUGGACAGACUGGGGAGAGGAGCCAAGGAUAGAGCGUGCUGGUAUGGACGGCAGCAACAGGAAAGUUAUAGUGGAUGUGGACAUAUACUGGCCCAACGGUCUGACGAUAGACCUGGUGGAGCAGAAGUUGUACUGGGCAGAUGCCAAACUCAGCUUCAUUCACAGAGCUAACUUGGACGGAUCAGCACGUGAAACAGUGGUGGAGGGCACCCUAACCCAUCCUUUUGCACUAACACUGUCUGAGGAGACCCUAUAUUGGACCGACUGGCAGACCCGUUCAAUCCACGCCUGUAACAAACACAACGGGGACAAAGCCAGAGAGAUACUCAGUGGGAUUUACUCCCCUAUGGAUGUCCAGGUCCUGGAGCACUAUCGACAGCCUUACAUCCAGACUCCCUGUAGUGACAACAAUGGAUACUGUAGUCAUCUCUGCCUGCUUUCUCCAGUCCAGCCUUUCUACAGCUGUGCCUGCCCCACUGGAGUCCAGCUUAAACCAGAUGGAAAGACAUGCAAACCAGGAGCAGAGCAGGUUUUGCUGCUGGCUCGACGGACUGACCUGCGGAGAAUCUCACUGGACCUACCAGAUUUCACUGACAUAGUACUACAGGUUGAUGACAUUCGGCAUGCCAUAGCUAUAGACUAUGACCCGGUUGAGGGUUAUGUCUAUUGGACAGAUGAUGAGGUCCGGGCCAUCCGGCGAUCCCAUAUUGAUGGCAGCAAUGCCAUGAUGCUAAUUACCACGGAAAUCAACCACCCAGAUGGCAUUGCAGUGGACUGGGUGGCCAGAAACCUAUACUGGACUGACACUGGUACUGACCGGAUUGAGGUAACCAGACUGAAUGGAACCUCUCGGAAAAUUUUGAUUUCUGAGAACCUGGAUGAACCGAGAGCCAUCGUCCUGGACCCCGUUCAUGGCUACAUGUACUGGACCGACUGGGGUGAGUACCCCAAGAUCGAACGGGCCAACCUGGAUGGAACGGACCGGGUGGUUUUGCUCAACAGCUCUCUGGGCUGGCCCAAUGGACUGGCUAUAGAUUACGUAGCAGAAAAACUAUACUGGGGAGAUGCUAAAACCGACAAGAUAGAGGUGAUCAAUGUGGAUGGCAGUAACAGACAGACUCUGCUAGAGGACAAGCUGCCUCAUAUCUUUGGUUUUACUCUGCUGGGUGAUUACAUCUACUGGACUGACUGGCAAAGACGCAGCAUUGAGAGGGUACACAAAGCCACGGCUGUACGAGAGAUCAUCAUCGAUCAGCUGCCAGAUUUAAUGGGGCUAAAGGCCACUAAAGUCACAGAGACACAUGGUACAAAUGGCUGUGCGGUGGACAAUGGCGGAUGCAGCCAUCUGUGUUUCUGGUGUCGGCAGGCUGUCAGCUGUGCCUGUCCCAUGGGGAUGGAGCUCCUCUCAGACCUGCAGACCUGUGUAGUGCCUGAGGCCUUCUUGCUUUUUACCAACAGGGACAACAUCAGGAGUAUAUCUUUGGGUACCAACAGCAAUGAUGUAGCCAUUCCUCUGACAGGAGUUAAAGAGGCCUCUGCUCUCGACUUUGAUGUGUCUGAAAGGAGAAUCUACUGGACAGACAUACAGGCCAAGACAAUCAGCAGAGCAUAUAUGAAUGGCAGCUCUGUAGAACAUGUCAUAGAGUUUGGACUUGACUACCCAGAGGGCAUGGCAGUUGACUGGAUGGGUCAUAACAUCUACUGGGCUGAUACGGGCACAAACCGCAUCGAGGUGGCCCAGCUGGAUGGCCAGUAUCGGCAGGUUCUGGUCUGUAAGGAUCUUGACAACCCGCGCUCACUUGACAACCCGCGAUCACUAGCACUGGACCCCGCUAAUGGCUACAUGUACUGGACAGAGUGGGGUGGACGACCUCGUAUAGCUAGAGCCUACAUGGACGGCAGCACCAUCACGACCCUUGUGGAUAAAGUGGGUCGGGCCAACGGACUGACCAUUGACUAUGUAGACCAUCGACUCUACUGGACUGACCUGGACACAUGCAUGAUUGAAAGCACCAACAUGCAAGGCCUUCAGAGGGAGAUCAUAGUCGACGACCUCCCCCACCCAUUCGCUCUGACUCAGUACCGGAAUUUUAUCUACUGGACAGAUUUUAAUCUGCACAGUAUUGAACGGGCAGACAAACGCAGCGGACUCAAUCGCACUGUGGUGCUACAGGGCCAGCUGGAGCUGAUGCUGGACAUCCUGGUGUUCCACUCCUCCCGUCAAGAGGGUACCAACGAAUGCUCCCAUAACAACGGCAACUGUGCCCACCUUUGCCUGGCAACGCCUGCUGGUGCCCAGUGCCGCUGUGCCUCCCACUACACUUUGAACCUUGAUGGACGAAACUGUAGCUCUCCCUCUCGUUUCCUGCUCUUCAGUCAGAAGGCCAGUAUCAGCAGAAUGGUUUUGGGAGAGCAGAGUCCUGACAUCAUCCUGCCCAUCCAUGUCCUUAGGAACGUCCGAGCUGUCAGCUAUGACCCGCUGGACCGGCUGGUCUACUGGCUGGAUGGACGACAGAACAUACGCAGGGCCAGAGACGAUGGAGCCAUGUCUUCCAUGAUAGUGAGCACCAGUGUUCAGCCAGUGGACAGCCAGCUUCAUGACCUGAGCCUGGACCCCUACAGCCGCCACAUUUACUGGACCUGUGAGACAACCAACACCAUCAAUGUCCAGAGGUUGAACGGUGACACCGUGGGCGUGGUCCUGAAGGAUGACGCCGACAAGCCACGUGCCAUCGUGGUCAAUGCUGAGAAAGGGUACAUGUAUUUCACCACAGUGCAGGAGCGCUCAGCUAAGAUCGAAGGAGCCAGUUUGGAUGGGACAGAGAGAGAGUCUCUGUUCACUACGGGUCUGAUUAGACCAGUAGCUCUGGCUCUGGACAAUAAACUAGGAAAAUUGUUCUGGGUCGACGCCGACCUCAAACGCAUUGAGAGCAGCGACCUGACAGGAGCCAAUCGCAUCGUCCUCCAGGAUUCCAACAUUCUCCAGCCAAUGGGGCUGACAGUUCUGGGAGAUCAUCUGUACUGGAUCGACCGGCAGCAGCAGAUGAUAGAGAGGGUGGACAAAAUCACCGGAGAUGGACGCACACGCAUACAGGGACGGAUAUCAUAUCUCACCUCCAUCCAUGCUGUAGAAGAGAUGGAUCCACAGGAGUUUGCAUCCCACCCUUGUUCCCAUGAAAACGGGGGCUGUUCUCACAUCUGCAUUGCUAAGGGUGACGGCACACCUCGCUGCUCCUGUCCCAUGCACCUGGUGUUACUACAGGACCUGCUGCACUGUGGAGAGCCUCCCACCUGCUCCACAGAGCAGUUCACCUGCUCCACGGGGGAGAUUGACUGUAUUCCCAUGGCCUGGCGCUGUGACGGCUUCCCUGAAUGUGACGACAGCAGUGAUGAGGAGAAUUGUCCCGUCUGCUCAGCCUUCCAGUUCCAGUGUGAAAAAGGAGGCUGCAUUGAUGCUCAAAUGCGCUGCAAUGGUGAACCCGACUGUGCUGAUCACUCUGAUGAGCAGGACUGUGAAACCAUCUGCCCUCCUAAUCAGUUCCGCUGUGGUGACAACCAGUGCAUCACUAAGAAACAACAGUGUGACAAUUACUCUGACUGUCCCGACGGAUCAGAUGAGCUCGCCUGUGAGUAUGUGUCUCCUCCCUCUAGUGGCAUUCCUAACACUGGGCCUAACACCAUCGGUCCAGUCAUUGCUAUCAUCCUGCUCGUCUUCAUCAUCGGGGGAGCUUAUUUUGUCUGCCAGCGUGUGGUGUGUCGACGCUACAAGGGCCCCAGUGGGACUUUUCCUAAUGAAUACAUCAGUGGUACGCCCCAUGUGCCCCUCAAUUUCAUCGCCCCCAACAGCUCCCAGCAUGGCACUUUCCAAGGGAUCUCCUGUGGGAAGUCCAUCAUGAGUUCAGUCAGCCUGAUGGGCAGCAGCAGCAGUGGAGCUCCUCUCUAUGAUAGGAACCAUGUGACUGGAGCUUCAUCCAGCAGCUCAUCAUCUACCAAAGGAGCCUUCUACCCUCAGAUCCUGAACCCUCCUCCAUCCCCGGCUACUGACCGCUCUCUCUACAACACAGAGAUCUACUCCUCCAACAGUCCAUCCACCACCAGAUCAUACAGACCCUACCACCCUGUCCGCGGUGCCGCCCCACCUACUACGCCCUGCAGCACUGAUGUCUGCGACAGUGACUACACCCCCCACCGCCCGCCGGCUGGGCUGGUGUCGUCUGCGGGUCGCUGGAAGCCCGCGGGCCACGGCAGCCACGGCAAACACAACAAGUACUACAUGGACCUUAACUCAGACUCGGACCCCUAUCCUCCACCCCCCACCCCCCGCUCUCAGUACCUGUCAGCUGAGGAGAGCUGCCCCCCGUCCCCUUCCACCGAGCGCUCCUACUUCCACCUGUGCCCCCCUCCUCCCUCGCCCUGCACCGACUCCUCGUGACCCUCCAACAGCCCAGGAGCCCUGUGAGGAAGGAAGGGAUGAAAUCCACUUGCUACAAGAACUAACCUCAUCUGGCCUACUUUACCAGGGAAAGAACUCAUAAAGCAAGAUCCUGCCCUGACUGGCUCACACUUGCUGCUUUAUAUCAGCUGGUUAGGCUCAAGUGCCUUGCUCAAUGUCCCUAAGUCCCACAGUUGUCAUUUCAUCAUUCCAGUCAUCCUGGAGCUCUCAGGGUAACCAUCAUCUGAUCAGUCUGUCUUCCAUGUGUCCUGCUUUAACAGUCACUCACUCUUGGCAGGUUGAAGGUUUGAGGCCUUUCCUGCCUUGCUGCAGGGCUCAAAAAGGAGAUUAGUGCAUACAGCCAGCAGCUCCCUCUUUUUAUUUUCAUUCCAUCAAUAGAAGAAAAAUUCCUUUGCUGGUCCACUUCUUGAUGAUAAAAUAUAAAGACUGCCAUCUUUCCAAAUCCUCACCUCAUGGUGCUCCUGCCCUCCCCUAAACCCUGCAACAUGUGCAGGGAACUCACUAACUGAGGGUUACCAAUAGGUGUAGUGUGAAAACCCUGAGUCCAAUGCCAUGACUCAUUCAUUAAGACUGAAGCCAGGGCACGGCCUGCCACUUGGCUGACACUGCCUGCCUCACACUGUUUGUCUUCUCCUUCCUCACAGCACCCUUGUUGGCAGACCAGCGGCAGGACUGUAUAUAGUGUUAAAAUAAUAUGAACAAAAAUAAAUGAGAGAGGAAUUAUUUUACUAUUUUAUUCACACCGGCUGAUCCACCGCGCCACCGAAAACCAAGGGCAGAUAGUGAGUGGAUGUAUGCUGGAGUGAGUGAUAAAUGGUUGAAUGAUGAGCAUAUGUGAAUGUUUCGCUCGAUGUAGGAAAUGAAAUACAUUCGUAGAUGAUGACUGAAUGAAUGUGUGGAGGUAUAAAUGAAUGAGUGGAUGGAUGGAAUAGGGCCAACUCUUUUGUACGUUGUUUGAAAAUUGUCCCUGCCAUUUCUAAUUAGGGAUUGUUUGUAGUUGAACAUGGGGCCUUUUGAAGUGGAGCUUUCCUCACUCAACAAAGAGUCAGUGACAAAUCUCCCAGCAGUCCCUUCUUUAUCCCAUGAAACCAUCAUGUGACAACAUACCAAAUGAAUAUCAACAUGUAAAGCUAUUGUACAUACUUGUAAUGAAGUCAGUGAUUGAGUUGUGAGAAGUGAAUGCUUUUCAUUGUGAAUCUGAACCUCUUCCACCACAUUUACUUUAUCCUUAUCAUCCCAUUUACCAAAAGUAUGUUUGCUGCUAUUGUGUACGUACUAUAUCAGUUACCAUGACUUAUAAAUACACAGAAUGCCCAAUAUUACAACUCUCAUACUGACAAUAGAUUAUGAAGCUAUUAUACAGUUAAUAACAAAUUAUUCUUAUAGCGACUUUUGUUAUUUGUAUUUCUGUCUGUGUGUAGAUGGUUAUGUAUGUUUCUAUGUCGGUCACCACGGUUGGUUUGAGGAGUCUUUUUGGAAAUAGAAAAGUAAAAAUGUUGAACGAGUUCCCGCUGAGACAUUUUAUUCAGAGCUGUUUCACAAAUAAGUCUCAGUUUGCUUCAGGUGAAUCUUCCCUAGUCUUUUGUAGAGGUGUGAAUCUGUAGACACCUCAAGAUUUGAUUCCGAUUCCGAGGGCUACGAUGCCAUCACAAAACAAUUAUCAUGCAUCUUGAUGCAUCAACAUUUUUGAUUUCUAUACGUGAUUUAUCUUUCACACUGUGUGGCUACUGUUAAAGCAGCAUAUUUGUAACGAUCCGUAAUGAAAAUAAACAAAUGAAUUUAUUUCCAUUAUCUUUUAGUUUAGUCAGUCAACUUGUAUUAGGGGUGUAAAUGCAGAAAAAAAACCCGUUACAUAUGAAAAUGAGCACAUUUAGUGGUGGCUCAUUGGCCAUAAUUCUUACUGUAAGAGUUAAGGCAAACACUGGCAUAUUGUCAACAAGAAAAAGAAGUGAUGCUCCAUCAUAAGACUGGCCUGCUGAGAACUCCUGAUCUGCAGCUUGUGCUCGUUCAUACAGGGCAGACACAAUGGACUAAAUAAACUUCACACGUGAAGGGAUAUUGUCCAUAUGCUUUAAGUUGGUGUUCUCUGCAAGGUACAGUAUGCUAGUGUGGUCGCAUAUCUGCAGCAAUAAACACUCUAUGGCAUGUUACUGUUGCACGGCUGUGGGGAGAAGGACUUGCCUUCCACUGUGCCAUGUGGGCUUGAAGGGGUUUUAGACACUGUUAGACAGUCUGACUUGGUUUGAAGCAUACUGAGGCCUUAAGUUGUGCAGUUGUUCACCUCCAGUGUAGUGAACAUGACUAAUGAAUCCUGCUGAAGUUUGAAUUCUUUCCCACAUAAAAUAUCUUGCAGAAACCUCACCACUGCAAAACCAAAGUCAAAGGUUUGACUGACAUGAUUAAUACUUUGGUCUUUGUCUGAACAACUACCAGAGAGCUUUUUAUAAACGUUCCUGUGGGUAGUCACGGUGUAUGUCAUGUAUCCUAAUGACUUUGGUGAGCUGGUGACCCCCUGACUUUUACUACUACUCUAGUAGAUGACCAAGAGGCACCUCCAUGCUCCUAAGGAGCAACUUCACACCCUGUUAUAGUUUGAAAACGUGCCCCUUAGAAACAAAAAGUAAAUAUCUAGUGCACUCUAUCAGAGCUUUAGGUCUUUUUUUCAACAUGAAGUGGUGCAGGGUGUGUCCUUUGUUAAUUUCCCUCCUCUGAGAUAUGCUCAGAUAAAAUUCCAAUAAUUCUCAUCAGGUACUGUCAUGGUUUAGCUUUGGGCUUUGGUGACAAACUAUUUUCAGGGUUUAUCCAGCACUUAUUAUUAUUACAUUGUAAUGUUAUCAACACAUGACUUAGCAGGAAAACAUGGGAAGAUAUUGUAUGCACUUACAAAAAGAAAAUAGAUCUAUGAAUUAGUGUUUUUUUCAAGAAGAAGGAGCAUAUUUUGGCUAUUCACCCAGACUGCAGAAUUAUAGCAGUACAAUAUCAACCUUAGGUCAUGCUCACGUAAGUUGGAAACUGGCGUCAGAGAAAGUUCUAACACAGCCUGCAAUAUCAUCCACAUCAAAAGAGAACACAACAAGCUUCCUCUCAGCUGGCCUUGCUGCCAUCUUUGUAUUACAGUAACAGAUGUGUCCACAGGAACAGCUUGGUCAUUUAAUAGCAUGGUGUCGGCAAAGACACAAGACAGGUAAGAGGUCAGACAGGGACGUUUCUGUCGCCUGCUAGUGUGUUCCAAUCCUCCAAGCACCAAGCAGAGGUGAAUGUAGCGAUGAAUUAUUGAGUAUGACUACUCAGGAAUAGUCUUUGUUGGCCAUUGGGCCUAGAAGAGGAUCUGUGUGAGCCAGGUUAGGGUGCCAGUUUCCUAUAGAAAAGCAUCCCAGCACAUUGAGAGGUGUGAAGCUUUUGGAACUUGCAGUAGGUGUCUUGCUGUUGCCUGAUGAAUCCAUCGCCUACCACAUUACAGCUGAUGUGUGGUGACUGGCUGGAGACGGACUUCCAGUUAGCAUAGCUGAAGUAACAUGUACAUGUGUCAGUGGGAACUCUGAGCAGCAUUUAUUUUGAGGGCUGUAGGCCCUGCCUCAAACCACUGCGUCAGUAAAACUCCUUAAAGCCCUGUAUUUGUUGUCUCAGUAAAAAUGCUUUGUGGAAUUUACACUUUUGCCAUUUUUUGUAUCAAAAGCAUUUUUAUAUAAUAAAGGUUCUAUUUUAAGGAA
Micropterus dolomieu (smallmouth bass) is the source of this 8807-nucleotide messenger RNA. It is a transcript of the gene lrp5, whose product is annotated as low density lipoprotein receptor-related protein 5. The transcript is spliced from 29 exons. NCBI's taxonomy places the organism in Eukaryota, Metazoa, Chordata, Actinopteri, Centrarchiformes, Centrarchidae. The record is from RefSeq and is a predicted model, not a curated record. Gene Ontology annotation, molecular function: protein binding. Bases 133 to 5076 code for a protein of 1647 amino acids.